Messenger RNA from Megalops cyprinoides (Indo-Pacific tarpon), 5223 nucleotides. Its product is annotated as rab11 family-interacting protein 5-like. The record is from RefSeq and is a predicted model, not a curated record. Bases 381 to 5216 code for a protein of 1611 amino acids. The transcript is spliced from 6 exons. Gene Ontology annotation, biological process: regulated exocytosis. Gene Ontology annotation, cellular component: recycling endosome; mitochondrion; phagocytic vesicle. Lineage: Eukaryota; Metazoa; Chordata; Actinopteri; Elopiformes; Megalopidae. Gene Ontology annotation, molecular function: small GTPase binding.
AUACCAUUAUUUCAAGAGUUAGCACCCAGUUACGUUAGCUGCGAAGUUUGUGCUAGCGAAAGUGUCCUGGGCUGUGGUUACUUCCUCAUAGAGUGACGUCGGCGAAGCUCUGUAGCCAUUCAGCGGAUUUUUGGAGUGGCUCUGCAGAGAAGCGGAGACCGAGCGGUGGACAGCGUCGGUGACAGGCGAGAACAACAAGCCCCCAGUCGCUAGGGCGGGGGCGACAGGACGCCGUGGAAAACUUUGGGAGGUGGAUCACAGUGUAAUGCGCAACUGUGAGCUGGAAGGAUCCUGACAGCUCGGCUUCUCAAUCGGGGGGACGCGGUUCAGUUAUUAUCGUCCCGCGCCCCCUGAUAUUUUUGCCUUGAUAGUGGUUGAAGAUGUCCUUAAUAAAUAUUGACGAUGACCAGAGAUGGGUGCCCACGCACGUCCAGGUUACAGUCCUCCGUGGCAGGGGACUGCGGGCGAAGGGCAAGCACGGAACCAGCGACGUUUAUACCGUUAUUCAGGUGGGGAAGGAGAAAUUUACCACCGGGGUUGUGGAAAAGACGACUGCUCCAGAAUGGACGGAGGAAUGCGCUUUCGAGCUACUACCCGGAGUGCUGGAGGUCGGGGGACAGAGCGCUUAUCCCUCCGGGAGCAGCGACCUGAUCCUCACGGUGAUGCACCGAGCCUUAAUCGGUCCUGAUGUGUUUCUUGGACAAGUCGUCAUACCACUGGAUAAAGUCUUCCAAGACAGGAUAUGCCUGAGAAACGAAUGGUACAAGCUGCGCUCAAAGUCAGGGAGGAAGGAGAAGGAGAGGGGGGAGGUGCAGGUGACGGUCCAGUUCACCCGCAACAACCUGACGGCCAGCAUGUUUGACCUGUCCGUCAAGGACAAGCCGCGCUCCGCGUUCGGCAAGCUGAAAGACCGCGUGACGGGCAGGAAGAGGGGCGACGUGGAGUCGGCCUCCGCCAUCGUGCCGGGGGGUUACGCGGCCCUGCCGAGCGGCGGGAGGCGGCUCUCUGGGGAUGGGAAUGACGGCGCGGAGGACGACGAGGGCCGGCGGAGCAAGGUGAAGAGCUUCUUCCUCAAGGGCAAGCUGCGACGGUCGUCGGACGCGCAGUCCAGCACAUCGCUGGCCUCGGAGUGCAGCCUGACGUCGUCCCCCGGGGGGGGCCUCAGCCCCACCGCCGGCACGGCGGCGCCGGUGCCUGACCUCUCCAACUCCCCCAGCGAGAACAAAAACGCACCCGCCGAGAGCAGCCCUGCGCAUGCCAUCCAGCCACCCCCGAAGCUGAUGACCCACAAGCGGGCGUUCAGCGACGAGGCCAGCCGGGUGACGGCGGCCCUGCCACGUCCGCGGGCGGUGGAGACGCUGCGGGCGCAGAGCGCGGCGCUGUCCCGCUCCACGCUCUGCAUCAACGGGGUCCACGUGUACGGGGGGGAGCCCCUGGGCCCCCUCCCAACCUCUCUGGGCCUGCUGCAGAAGUGCGCCCCCCUCUCGCGCUCCCUGCAGAACCUCGCCCGCAGGGUGGAUGACCCCCGCCGCAGCCCCGGUGCCGCCCGCCGCUGGUCCUUCGACCGGUCCGGGAAGGAGGAGAAGGUUCCGCCUCCGGGGCCCGGCCCUGUGAGCCAGCCGGAGCAGGCGGCCACGCCCGCAGUCUCCAUGGCUGCGGCGGGGGUGGAGCCAGGCGGCGAGGGUAGAAAGCAGAAGAGGAACCUGUUCUCCCAUGGGAGGAGCGAUUCUGCGGGAAAGGCCUCGGACACGGCAAGGGCAGAGCAGGCGCCGGCCCUGCUCUCUGCGGACGAGAGACACAAGGGGUGGUUCAGCGUCAAGGAUGCGCAGAACAAGCCCAGCCAGGAAGUGUCUCCUAUGGUAGAAACCAGCACAGAUGCACUGUGUCACCCCUCACCUCGCUCCACUGAUCACCUGCUCCCCUGCUCCCCUCCUGCUUUCGCUUCGCCAGGCAGCACGCAUCACGCUAACCCCUUCACCCCCUCUCCCGUCACCCCGCCCAUGUCUCCCUCCAACCCCUUUUUCAGCCGCCUGCAGUGCAACCCCUUCUAUGAGGAGCUCUUGGCUGAUCAGGUGCUAAAAUCUGCCCCGCCUACUCCACCCCGCCCUUCCAGCUCCCCGCUCUGGCCUUCCGCAGCUUCACCCUCUUGGCCUGGCGCCCCCAGCCCUGCCCUUAACUCCACUCAUGGGGAAGGCGUCGUCUCUCGGAGGGAGCGCCCGGGGGCCGUGGCGAGACAGAGGUCCCUCCCCGCGAUGCUUCCUGGGGCAACAGGCUCCUCCCCCAACCCCUUCGCCACCCGCUCCGUGUCGGAGAGCGGGUGCGAGUGGGAUGAGUCGUUCGACGCCUUCGCCGCCAGCAGGCUGAAGUCGCCGCGUGGCCCCGCCCCCUGCGCUUCUCACAGGAGGAACGGUGGGCAGCAGGAGUGGCCGGUGGCUGGAAUCGCAGAGGAAGCGGGAGAGGGCGAGGAGCCCGCCCCUGCCGGGAAGCCCCCGCCCCUGCCCCCGCGAAGACCCGUGAGGACGCCGGUGAAAGAGGGGCGCAGGGACAGCUGGCUGGACAGGGUGCAGGAGAUGGCGGUGAAGAAGGAGGCGUGUCUGCUGUCCCAAACGGACGCGGCCUCCAUGCUGCACCGCAGGGAGGGGGACCGCAGGAGGAACACGCCCUGCUCACCCCAGGACCUCGUUUUAGACCGAGAGGCAGAGAGGACGCCAAAACUGCACUCGAGACCCUCUGACUCUGCCUCAUCCCUGAGGCUUGUGCAGGAUUGUUCUGUGAAGAGAGGCCCUGUCGAUUCUGCGGUUGUGCGAAGCCAGGGCAUUUUAGAGACAUCAGGAAGUGAUGCGGACAGAUUGGCAUGGAACUCUUUCUCUGAGCAUCAACCUGAUUCUGAAGCACCAGAGCCCAACAAAGAACUGAUCAUGAACAAUGCACUUAAUUUCUCAGCCCAAGUGGUCUCUAAAGAAUUAGGCCAAGAAGAUUCCACAAGCCACUUUCCCUCUGUUUGUGGAGAAGAAUUUGAAGACAGAGUUCCUCCACUCCCCCCAGAAAGGCACUCUAAUAAUUCAAACUCUGAAAUCUGUAGAGCUGAGCUUCUUUCUCUUGCCACUAUCCCAGCUGACAAACCUUGUAUGGCUAACCAGGAGAAAUCGGGUAUCACUGUAACUAAUUCACCUUAUAGUUGCACCUUACUUCCAAGUGCUAAUGAUGCCAAGGUGAUUGAUUCGCUUCAAGUUAACACUCAAGCUACCAAUAAAAAUCUUGGCGAUUUGCUUGUCAACAGUGAUGCUGCUUGCUUUCCCUCUGCAAGGAUUGCUAAUGCCUUUGAGAUUAACAACAACACUGGCAAAGUUUUCAGCCCGUCCCAGUCUGCUGCUGGAGUCUGCCCAGUGGAUUCAAGGCACCCAAACAAAUGCCACAGCUCGAUUGCUGACAUCUUCUCAGAUUACAAUUCCGUGGUGUCGGUAGGCUGUGCCGGCGAGGGUGGCUGCUCGCCUGUCGCUGUCCAAGGUCCAGCUGUAGGAUCUGCAUUUGGGACAUCCAAAAACGCUGCUAAGACUCUAGCCCUCGAAUCAGAUUUCUGUGAUUCUCCAGAAUUGUCGAAAAACACGGCCGUUUCCUUGCAGAGGGAGGUUGGACAUCGUCCCGGUACUCCAGGUGCAGGUGGUAAUCCGAGCCUGCCUGUCUUGGCUGGGGAAGAAACGCACUUGCGGAAAGCUCACAAAGAGAGCUUCCAAAUGGAGUGGUCACCCAUCACAGCAACUGGAGAGAGCGUGACCGAUUCAGAGACACCCUGCAAUGCCUUGGCCGCAGAAGCGGCUGCAGAUAACACCCUCGAACGGUCCUCUGUUACGUUAGAUGCACCGUGCAGCGAUUUCAGUUUCAAAGCCCCUAUUUCACCAUUUUCGUGUCUUGAUGAUGUACAUGUAAAUGUAAAUGCUGAUGACGGCUUGCAAAAAAAUCUUAAAGAAGAGGGAGGCGACAGCUUGAAGGGGUCAAACAGAACCCCACUGAACAAUUUGACAAGUGGCGGCGAUUUAGCAGCCAGUCAUUCACAGGCAAAUGACCCCAGUUCUUUGACGUCCGCUCACAAAGAUGCGCUUAACCACCAUAUUCUGGCUGAAAGCAAAACUACUGGAAAAACUACAGAGACGGAUUCCAUUUGCCACUCACCAAAAAGCAACUGCAGCAAUAACACUGAGCUUCCAAAAGCUGAGGAAAAUGGCAGUGCUUCAAUUAACCCCUUAUGCAGCAUAAUAGAUUCUUCCUUUGUUGAACUCAACCUUCUGGAGGCACCACUUCAGCAAGGUGGGUGCCACAAGCAGGAAGAAAGCGAGCCACCACCCAAACCGCCCAGGAUCUUCAACGAGUCCGCGGCAGCAGACCAGCAAGCAAAAGAGAGGCCUGAAGAGGGUCAGGAGGGUGCAUUUCGGUGGCAGGAAGGAUGUGGAGACCCAAGUGUGCUGGAAUGCUUGGAGGGCACACGGGAGAUCAGCUUCGAGGCCCUCCAUGCCAAAGUGGCGCCAGGUUUGAGACGUCGAUCUAGCGCCGAUCCGACGGCACCGGGGCCCCUUUUGCAUGGCCUCGCCCCCCGGGCUUCCUCCGCCCCUCCCCCAGCGGCUGAAACUAACCCCCCGUCCACCCUCUUCCCCUCGCUCAUCCCAACCCCCCCUUUCGUGAGGCCACCAGCAGGGACCGCCCAGGCCGCCGCCCCCUCCUCCACUGCACCACCCGCGAUUGGCUCAGCGCACAGGGUUCUGCCCAAGGAGACACGCCCGGCUGACAGCUCCCUGUCCCAUCAUGUGAGCAGCCCCCACCCAGUGAAGCCACUGACCUCUGCAACCUCCCAGGGAGAGAAGAAGCCAGAGGGCCGCUCGGUCCUGGUCAGCGGGUUGGAGAAGCUCAAGUCCACCAUUCACCCAGGGCGGGCCUCCCAGCCAGGCGAGACUGAGGCUGAGAGAAACAAGGCCGAGGGUGCGGCACGAUACGACCACCUGACCAACAACGAGAUCAUCGCCCUGCUGCUGCAGCGGGAGGCGGAGCUGGAGAGGCGGGGGGCGGAGUCGGAGAAGCAGGGGGCGUUGCUGGAGAAGCGGGAGGCGGAGCUGAAGAAGAUGAAGGUACAGGUGCGGGACCUGGAGGACUACAUCGACCGGCUGCUGGUGCGCAUCAUGGAGCAGAAGCCCACGCUCCUGCAGGUGCGCUCCAGAUACAAGUGAAGACCCC